This is a messenger RNA of Gymnogyps californianus (California condor), 1965 nucleotides long. RefSeq names its product grainyhead like transcription factor 2 (gene GRHL2). Gene Ontology annotation, biological process: brain development; regulation of transcription by RNA polymerase II; neural tube development. The record is from RefSeq and is a predicted model, not a curated record. Gene Ontology annotation, cellular component: nucleus. The transcript has 16 exons. Lineage: Eukaryota; Metazoa; Chordata; Aves; Accipitriformes; Cathartidae. Gene Ontology annotation, molecular function: DNA-binding transcription activator activity, RNA polymerase II-specific; RNA polymerase II cis-regulatory region sequence-specific DNA binding. Bases 106 to 1965 code for a protein of 619 amino acids.
GUCCCGGGCGUUCACACACACCUUCACCUGCACAGACCUGAAAGUCCAGUUCCGCCAGGGAGACGGAGGCACCGGGAAAAGGGGAGAGAGUUCAUUGGAUCAAACAUGUCACAAGAGACGGACAAUAACAAGCGACUUGUGGCCUUAGUGCCAAAUGACACUUCAUUCAACACCAGACGAGCCUACACCAGCGAAGAUGAAGCCUGGAAGUCGUAUUUGGAGAAUCCCCUAACAGCAGCUACCAAGGCUAUGAUGAGCAUAAAUGGUGAUGAGGACAGUGCUGCUGCUCUUGGCCUAUUGUAUGACUAUUAUAAAGUUCCCAGAGAUAAAAGGCUGUUGUCUGUUAACAAAGUGAGUGAUAAUCAAGAAGACCAAGAUAAAAGAAAUUGUCUUAAUACUACGGAAGCUCAGAGUAAUUUAAGUGGGGGAGAGAACCGUGUGCAAGUCCUGAAGACGGUGCCAGUUAACCUUUCCUUGAACCAAGAUCCUUUGGAGUCGUCCAAAAGGGAAUACAACACAAAUGUAUCUGGGAGCUCGACGCCCAUCACGGGGACUGGAGUGACUGUGGUUAAAGCAGAGGAGUUCACCCCUGUUUUUAUGACCCCUCAAGCACACUAUGCAAGAGGAGAAAAUGAGGAGCACCGAGGGGUUAUCUUUGAACCAUAUGAAGUGUCCAACAUUGCUCCCCACACAAAUUAUCUCAAAGAUGACCAGCGCAGUACUCCUGACAGUACGUACAGCGACACCUUCAAAGACGGAGGAACAGAAAAGUAUCGCAGUGUGUCAGUGGGGGCUGAAGAAUAUAUUUACGAACAAACAAGCAGCACUUUUCAGUAUACGCUAGAAGCUACCAAAUCUCUGCGUCAAAAGCAAGGGGAGGGGCCCAUGACCUACUUGAACAAAGGACAGUUCUACGCCAUCACCCUGAGCGAAACGGGUGACAACAAAUGUUUCCGGCAUCCCAUCAGCAAAGUCAGGAGUGUGGUCAUGGUUGUUUUCAGUGAGGAUAAAAACAGAGACGAACAGCUGAAAUACUGGAAAUACUGGCAUUCCCGGCAGCACACAGCUAAACAGAGGGUCCUCGACAUUGCUGAUUACAAGGAGAGUUUUAAUACCAUUGGGAAUAUUGAAGAAAUCGCAUUCAAUGCUGUGUCCUUUACUUGGGAUGUCAAUGAGGAGGCAAAGAUUUUCAUCACAGUGAAUUGCUUGAGCACAGACUUCUCCUCACAAAAAGGAGUAAAAGGGCUUCCUUUGAUGAUUCAGAUUGAUACGUACAGCUACAACAACCGCAGCAAUAAACCCAUCCACCGAGCCUACUGCCAGAUCAAGGUUUUUUGUGACAAGGGAGCGGAAAGGAAAAUCCGAGACGAAGAGAGGAAGCAGAACAGGAAGAAAGGCAAAGGCCAGGCAUCCCAAGCCUCGUGUAAUAACUCAGCUGAAGGGAAGUUGAGUGCACUCCCUCUGCAAAAAAAGAGCGAUAUCACCUUCUUCAAAACAAUGGCUGACCUGGAUUCCCAGCCAGUUCUCUUCAUACCGGAUGUUCACUUUGGAAACCUACAAAGAACUGGACAGGUUUACUAUAAUACAGAUGAUGAGAGAGAAGGUAGCAGUGUCCUGGUUAAAAGGAUGUUCCGGCCUGUGGAGGAGGAGUUUGGUCCAUCCCCUUUGAAACAAAUGAAAGAAGAAGGCCUGAAAAGAGUGCUUUUGUAUGUGAGGAAGGAGACAGAUGAGGUGUUUGAUGCUUUGAUGCUGAAAUCACCCACAGUAAAGGGGCUAAUGGAAGCAAUCUCUGAGAAAUAUGGGCUGCCAGUUGAAAAGAUUGCAAAACUUUAUAAGAAGAGCAAAAAGGGUAUCUUGGUAAACAUGGAUGACAACAUUAUUGAGCACUACUCCAAUGAGGACACGUUCAUCCUGCACAUGGAGAGCAUGGUCGAAGGCUUCAAGAUCACACUGACAGAGAUCUAG